AAUAUAGUAAAAGAAAAUUUGUUAUGAUAUUUUAUAUCUAGUAAAAUGAAAUCCACAUUUUGUAUGAUCUAUGAUGGCUCUUCUUGUCAUCAAGUGUGGUGCAUGUGAUUCCCACUAGGGUUUCAUUCUCUGCGUUGCUUUCUUGAUUCAAUCCUGUCCCAGCCGCGGUAAACACUCUCCAAAUUACACUCAGAAAAGCGAUAACCUGUUGAAAUCCCCUUGUCCAACUGAAAUUCUUCAAGUCAGGCGCCGGACGUCAAAGUCUUACGUCACCUUAUCUUGCGAUCUUCAUUACUGAGCUACAGCUAUUAGAAUUUCUCUUUGCUUGGCUCGAUUCAUUUCUAAUCUAUAUGUAUAGUCGAUUCAUGGGUUGUUUCUGAUGUUAUUUCUCUAGUGGGUGUCUAACUGGCUGUGUAAUGCCCUCCAGGUGGAAGUGGAACAGAUUGAAUAGAGACUACAAACAUGGGUGUUUCCGGAAAGUGGAUUAGAUCACUCCUUGGUAUCAAGAAACCAGAGAAGUCACAACCUUCAGAAAAAGAUGAAAAUUUUCAGGCAACAAAUACUAGAAAGUUUCGGCACCGGAGAAAGAAUUCUGUAGAGAUCACAGACAACAUUUUUCAAAACAAGCUCAAUCAGAAUCCUGCUGACCUGGUUGAAGAUGGCCAUAGCAGUUCAGUCCCAGCUGUUAUUGAUUCCCCUUCCGUUUCACUUCAAAUGCAAGAUUCAUCUCAAAACAAACUGCGCCCCAGAGAAGAGCAGGCAGCUAUACGAAUCCAAACUGCUUUCCGAGGAAUUUUGGCUAGGCGGGCCCUACGAGCUCUCAAAGGAUUGGUCAGACUACAAGCUCUUGUUAGGGGACAUGCUGUGAGAAAGCAAGCUGCAAUAACUCUUCGUUGUAUGCAAGCAUUAGUGAGGGUUCAGGCUCGUGUUAGAGCUAGGCGUGUUCGCCUCGCAUUGGAAGGCCAAUCGGAACAACAACAACUUCAACAUGAGGCUCAGGUUCGAGAAAUAGAGGAAGGAUGGUGUGAUAGUGUUGGUUCUGUUGAAGAAAUUCAAGCGAAGUUGAUAAAGAGGCAGGAGGCUGCGGCCAAACGUGAGAGAGCCAUGGCAUAUGCUCUUUCUCACCAGUGGCAGGCAGGAUCUAGACAACAAACAUCUCCAUCUGGAUUUGGACCAGAUAAAACUAAUUGGGGUUGGAACUGGUUGGAGAGAUGGAUGGCUGUUCGUCCAUGGGAGAAUCGUUUCCUCGACAUUAAUACGAGAGAUGGACUGAAGAUUCAGGAGAAUGGUUCUGCUAAACAAGAGCAAGAGCAAGAGCCCAACAUCAGGAACCAGUUAAAAUCUGCUGGCAAGAAAUCCAUUGCUUCAAACCUUCAAUUAGAAUUUCCAAAUGAGAAAAUGGGGCAAUCUCAUUCUGAUGGCUCUGGUUCUGACCCUAUCAAGUCAACUAGCAUGCAAGAAGCACCUGCSACGGUGUGUAUUGAUCCAACGUCUAACGCAUUUCUUGCUGAUUCAGUYGGUGAGCUGAGAUUGAGACCUGGUGUGGGGUCAAGAUCCCACAGCAAUCCAAGAGAGAGAUCCUCAAUCUUGGGUAAUCAGGGAAAGAAGCGACAGUCGCUGCCUAGUAGUGGCAAAACAGGGCAAGGUGUUGGGAGUCAAAUGGCUAGACAACCUGGUAAAUGUGCUACAAAAACAAGCACUUGACUAGCAGCAGCCGAACGACACUUCAGACCAUGCAUAGUCCUCCCAAUCGGCUCAGGAACUCAACAAUCACUGCAAUUUCAGACGUUUGUGUAUACACGGGCAGCUCAUGCACUCAGGAGUUAUUGAUCAUGUUGUCGGAGAAGUGAAAGAAAAUGAUUGGAUUUAUUUGGGAAUGUUGUAAUUAUCAGUUGUCGUUAUUUUGUAACUAGCAAUAAUCAUUGUUGUUAUAUCGAUGAUGGAGUAUGUGGGAGAAAACUUCUGUACAAUGUGGAAAGACAUGAUGUGUAUUGUAAGAUGUCAUUCAAAUCAAAAUAUGCAAACUCCAUAUUUGUACAAA
Cynara cardunculus var. scolymus (artichoke) is the source of this 2041-nucleotide messenger RNA. RefSeq names its product protein IQ-DOMAIN 1. The transcript has 7 exons. Gene Ontology annotation, molecular function: protein binding. The record is from RefSeq and is a predicted model, not a curated record. NCBI's taxonomy places the organism in Eukaryota, Viridiplantae, Streptophyta, Magnoliopsida, Asterales, Asteraceae. Bases 463 to 1704 code for a protein of 413 amino acids.